Molecule: messenger RNA, 3812 nt
Organism: Cyprinodon variegatus (sheepshead minnow)
Lineage: Eukaryota; Metazoa; Chordata; Actinopteri; Cyprinodontiformes; Cyprinodontidae
Product: excitatory amino acid transporter 2-like
Exons: 11
Coding region: 151-1767 (538 amino acids)
Biological process (GO): L-glutamate transmembrane transport
Cellular component (GO): plasma membrane
Molecular function (GO): L-glutamate transmembrane transporter activity; glutamate:sodium symporter activity; neutral L-amino acid transmembrane transporter activity
Source: RefSeq, a predicted model, not a curated record
AAUUUAAAGGACUAAACUCUUUUGACUCUUUUCUUUUACUCACGCAUUGGCCAUGAAAUUUCAAAGAACUCAGCUGGUUGUUUUAAUUGUGUGACAUAUCUGAUCCAGAACAUAUUUUUGCCUGAGUAAAUAUACAGCUGUCCAGUCGAAAUGCAGAAGCAAGUGGAGGUCAGGAUGAGCGAGAGCCACAUAGACCCAAUCGUGGAGACUCCCGAGAAUCCAUGUAGUAAUAUCUGUGAAAAGAUAAUGAAGAACAUGGUUCUCACUCUCACAAUCCUCGGUGUGUUUCUUGGUUCUAUUGCUGGAAUGCUUCUGAGGCACAUAUCCCCCCUCCCUCCUGACAUCAUAAUGAUCAUUGCCUUUCCCGGGGAGAUCCUAAUGAGGAUGUUAAAAAUGCUUAUUUUGCCUCUUGUUGUUUCCAGUUUAGUUACAGGACUUGCGGGUUUGGAUGCCAAAUCCAGUGGUCGCUUAGGCACGAGGGCGAUGGUUUACUACAUGUCCACCACAAUAAUUGCAGCAGUCUUAGGAGUAAUCUUGGUGUUGCUCAUCCAUCCAGGGAAUCCCAAAUUGAGAGCUAACCUUGGACAGGGAAAGAAGAAUGAUGAAGUAUCCAGCAUGGAUGCUUUCUUCGAUCUCAUUCGAAAUCUUUUCCCAGAAAAUCUGGUGCAGGCCUGUUUCCAGCAGAUCCAGACAGUAACCACCAAAGUACCGGUGCCAACCAACAGGACCAGAGCACCUCCACAGUUCACAGUUAAGAGGUCGCUUCAGUUCAAGAGUGGGAUGAAUGUCCUAGGGCUGAUUGGAUUCUUUGUAGCAUUUGGAGUCAUCAUGGGGAAAAUGGGAGAGAAGGCCAAGCUGAUGUUGGAGUUUUUCAAUGUUCUAAAUGAAAUUGUUAUGAGGCUUGUGGGCGCAAUUAUGUGGUAUUCUCCUCUUGGUAUCGGCUGCCUUAUCUGUGGAAAGAUAAUCUCUAUUGCUGACUUGGAGGUGGUAGCCAGGCAGCUUGGGAUGUACAUGGUUACUGUGAUAGUGGGCCUUAUCAUCCAUGGAGGCAUUUUCCUGCCGUUAAUAUAUUUUGUGACAGUAAAAAAAAAUCCCUUCACUUUCUUCAUGGGAAUAUUUCAAGCCUGGGUCACUGCGCUUGGAACAGCAUCCAGCGCCGGUACGUUGCCCGUCACAUUCCGAUGCUUAGAGGAAAACCUGGGCAUCGACAAGAGAGUCACACGCUUUGUCCUCCCUGUGGGGGCCACUAUUAACAUGGAUGGUACAGCACUCUACGAGGCAGUGGCAGCCAUCUUCAUCGCUCAGAUGAAUGGCAUUGAGCUGGACUGGGGCCAAAUAGUCACUGUGAGCAUGACCGCCACCUUGGCCAGUGUUGGAGCUGCCAGUAUUCCCAGUGCAGGACUUGUGACCAUGCUUCUCAUUCUGACAGCAGUAGGACUCCCCACUCAGGACAUAAGCCUUCUAGUUGCAGUUGAUUGGCUGCUUGAUCGUUUUCGAACCUCCGUUAAUGUAGUUGGGGACUCCUACGGCGCUGGAAUUGUUUACCACCUUUCCAAAGAUGAACUUGACAUGUAUGAUGCCCAACAGACCCGAAUGGAUGACUUGGAGAUGGCAAAGACACAGUCGUUCUUCGAAAACAACACCAACCAGAAUGUGUAUGCUCACCACAACUCAAUCCUGAUAGACAACGGCAAGGUCAAAAACGGCAGAAACGGCAACACUCCAGAGUUCUCUAUUGUUGAGGAGGAUCCCUGGAAUUUCAAGUAAUGCAGAUUCAGCACUUUAGCCUGAGUUUGACCAGCUUUUAUCUUUUGAGGUCACAAAGUUAAUAAGAAAAAAAGAAAAGAAAAAAAACUUUUGUGCAAGGACACAAAGAGUGAGUGUACUGAGACUACACACACGGAAACUCUACUGCAAGAGCAAACUGUUGGCAAGUCGGGGAAAUCUCUUGCUCUUCUGGGUAACUGCUAGAGGACGCUGUGCUUUAGCACCUUAAACUUUGUCAUGCUUCCAGAAGUUAUGCAUACACAUAAACUGGACUGAAAUUGUGUGCUUGAAGCGAUUCAUCAAAGAGCUGGCUGACGUCUGUCAGGAUCUUACUGAGGGUUGCUGCAUAAUUCCUAUACUGUCAAGAUUAAGCCUAAUGUUUUAUUUUGGAACAACUGAUUCUAUAAUGUUGUGUUUAAGGACUUGUCCCGUGACUUAACGUAUAAACACACAUAAAAAUUGGAGAUACUGACAUAAGAUUCAAAAUUAAAUAAGACAAAUGCUGCAGAAAUCCAUGCUUCAGUAAUUGUUUACCUUCCCAGACAUUUACAAUGCAUUGUUGUAUUUUACCAAAUAACUAAACGUGUUGUUUUGUCUAUUAGGAUGUUAAAAAAGGACAUCAAGUUAAUGUAACCUGACUUCAACUGGCAUUAAUCUUAAAGUACAGUACAGUUAAGGAUUGUAUUACCUCUAACUGUUUGAUUUAUGGGAUUAUACCUUCACGCACGUGGUAAAGCCUAAGAAGUUAAGCUUAAUACUUAAGACAGGGAGGGAAUCUAAAAGUGGCAACAAACUGUACAGAACAGGGUGUGUUGUUGAGAGUAAAUCUGUUCAAAUCUUUUACUGCAUUUCUUUAUUUAUUUCUUUAUUUCUACUUUAAGUAUCUGUUGUUACAUGUGAACCAAGGAGUGACUGUUUGCCUGUGUACUGGAAAUGAGGUUAAUCAUGGUGCAUUUUUGGGCAGAAAAGAUGGUUAAAAAAACAAAAGCUAUUGGUUCUCUUAUUCUCUUAUUAGUUUUUCUCUUAAAAUCUAAGUAGACUUUAUUGUUUUGUGUUUUAUUACAAAUGGUCCUUUUUUUCUGUGCUAUAUGUCAACCUUGCCUUGAAUAUGUUAUAUUCAGAGUGUGAUCACUUUGAUUAAAAAUAAAGUUACUAACCUACUUGGUGUACCAAAGCUCACCGGAUAUGUUUGCAGAGAAAAUAAAGCAUUUGGGGAUGGCUGGGCCUUCUCAUAAGAUUAUAUUAUAUUUUCUGGUUUUUCACAUCAGAUUUGCAUAUAAAUAACAAGCUUGUAAUUUGAUCUAGACUUAAUUAACCAUGGUCACAUCUGUGCAGUAAGUGCACUCUAAAAUCUGCCUCCAGCACUUGUGUAAAUCCAGCGCUGUAACAACAAGGUCACUGUAUGUUGUUUUGAACAUGCUUUUGAGUAUCACAGGGUAGAAAUUCUAAUUGAUCCUUGCAAACAAACAUAUUUUUUAUACAAGCAGCAGCUUGAAUAUCCAUGUUUAAAGUGCCUGUUUGCACUUUUUGUAUAUAUUCACUUUUAGAGCCAUUUUACAAUUCAACUGUAUAGAUUUGACAAUUUUUGUCAAAAGUAUUUUUGCUAUUAUAAAUGUUUCUAUGAGGAUGAUGCUAAUAAUAAACUGUGUUAAACAAUGUUAGGCAAAAGCAAUUUCUGUACUUAUCUGUUGGCCCAGUAGGCAUUUUGAUCAGCUGUUUGUGAAAAAAUUACAGUGAUGAUUUUUAAUUUAAAGAAAAAGAAAGAUUAUUUUAUAUCUGACCCAAUAUAGAUGUACUCAAGGGGUUUGAGUCUGUGAAGGUGUGUGGGGAUUGUCAUGAUGGUAGCUGCAUUAUGGCUAAAUGGUAAAAACAAUAUUAAGUACUCCUCUUCCUAUUAUUUAACUGACUUGAAAUAUAAGCUGUUUGCAUUAUAAGAUAAAUUUUUGUUUUUUUUAUCUGUGAGGCAAAAUUAAAGAUUCUGUUUUUAAAUGGUUUUCUGAUUUAAAAAUAUACUCAAUUGGUCUAUUUUUGUGAUUUACUUUAAA